UCUUCUCCGCCAGGGCUCCACCCCGCCCCCCUCUUUGGGAUGCCUGGUGGAGCAGGUUUGGUGCCCCAGUAGCUGUGGAAUCAAUCUGUAGGAAUAAUAUCUGCCCUCGGGACACCCAGAUCAGAGGACUGGGAGAGGUGGCGAGGCAGCUCUUCCCGGGGAAGCCAGCUGUGGUCACCGAGCGACUGGCACUUUGUUAGCAGCUGGGAAAAAAAGGGAGAUGCUGGCCAGGAUGCAACAGGAUGGAAGCAGCCCCGUGGAUGCCAGCCAUUGUUUGGGCCACGAGAAAGAGUGCUGGUGACGGCCAGUCUCUACCCUUCUCUUCCCUUUAAAAAAAGUGUUCUUUUCCCCUCAUUUCCAAAGUGACCAUUUACCAUGGGUUUAAUGAUGCCUAUCUGGGAGAGAACAAUGUUACAAACCAUGGGAAAUGAAGAUAAUGCAAUUCAGAGUAGUGAACCAGAAGCAAAUUCCACUGUUUCCACAAUCAAGACAACAGAGGAGAGGACUGUCAUGGAUCUCAAUGGUAUAGAUGGAAAUGAACCAGUGGAAGAAAGUGCUCUACUGAAAAGUAGUGAGCCAUCACCAGAAUCAUCACCAGAAUCAUCAAGUAGGGAGAAACUGAGGCAAAUAUUUGCCUGUCCCCCAAAAGGCAUCUUUGGUCAAAUAAUAACAAAUGUUACCAUGGUUGUUCUUGUAUGGGCUGUGGUUUGGUCAAUUACUGGCAACGAAUGUCUUCCUGGUGGAAACCUAUUUGGAAUAUUAAUCCUGUUUUUUUGUGCCGUCAUUGGGGGUAAACUUCUGGGAUUUGUCAAGUUACCUACAUUGCCUCCACUACCUCCUCUUCUUGGGAUGCUGCUUGCUGGGUUUCUUCUUAGAAAUAUUCCUGUCAUCAGUAACGAAAUCCAGAUUAAACACACAUGGUCUGCGUCUCUGAGAAACAUAGCCCUUUCUAUUAUUUUGGUUCGCGCAGGGCUUGGACUUGAUUCAAAGGCCCUGAGGAAGCUGAAGGCUGUGUGUGUACGAUUAUCUAUGGGCCCCUGCCUUGUUGAGGCAUGUUCAUCUGCUGUUCUUGCCCACUUCUUAAUGCAUUUACCUUGGCAAUGGGGAUUUAUCUUAGGUUUUGUUCUAGGCGCUGUCUCCCCAGCUGUUGUGGUGCCCUCGAUGCUCAUUUUGCAAGGAGGUGGAUAUGGUGUUGAAAAAGGUGUCCCCACUUUGCUUAUGGCUGCUGGUAGCUUUGACGAUAUUCUAGCCAUCACUGGCUUCAAUACAUGUUUAGGCAUGGCUUUCUCUACAGGUUCCACAAUUUAUAAUGUUCUCAGAGGAUUGCUGGAGGUGAUAGUUGGUGUGUCAGCUGGAUCUCUUCUCGGAUUUUUUAUUCAGUACUUUCCAAGUAGCGAUCAGGGAAAACUGACUUGGAAGAGAGCUUAUCUCAUUUUGGGUCUGGCUGUGUUUGCCGUCUUCAGUAGCAUGUUUUUUGGUUUUCCAGGAUCAGGGGGACUGUGUACACUGGUUAUGGCUUUUCUUGCUGGCAUAGGAUGGUCUAGUGAAAAGGUAAAUGUUGAAAAGAUCAUUGCAAUUUCAUGGGACAUUUUUCAACCUCUUCUUUUUGGAUUGAUUGGAGCAGAAGUGUCUAUUACAUCCCUUAGACCAGAAACAGUUGGGCUAUGUGUGGCCACCUUGGGCAUUGCCGUGUUGAUAAGGAUUGUUACCACAUUCUUGAUGGUGUCCUUUGCUGGUUUUAACAUAAAGGAAAAAAUAUUCAUAUCUUUUGCCUGGCUUCCUAAAGCCACAGUCCAGGCUGCCAUAGGAUCCGUGGCAUUGGACACUGCAAGAACACAUGGAGAUGAACAGCUGGAAGCAUAUGGAAUGGAUGUGUUAACAGUCGCAUUCUUGUCGAUUCUGAUCACAGCUCCAAUCGGAGGUCUGCUCAUUGGGCUUCUAGGCCCCAGACUGCUGCAGAAAGCUGAACAGAGUCAAAAUAAAGAUGGAGAAGGAACAGAAUCACAUGUACAAAUGUAGAGGUGAAAGGAGGGACUCUGGGAGUAAUUAUUUUUAAAACUGUCACUAUCACUUGUUGCUGUUCAUCAGAAUUUUUCUAUCAGGAUGGGUGUUGAAUAGCAGAAUCUUAAGCUGGAAGGGAUAUCAGGCCCAUCUAGUUCAGCCUGUGCAGGAAUGCCCACUACGGUGUGCCAUCCAUAGUCAUGAAGUCUUCUUUUGAAGCCCUCCAUGGAAGGGGGCAGCCCAUGACACUUCUGCAUCCCUCUAUUGGUAAGAAAGUUUUUCUUUCUUACAUCAAGCCUAAAUUUGCCUCUAUACAAAACUCCCACCCAUUGUGCUAUGUAAUGACAUAAGUUAGAGGUGCAAUAGAACCAAUAACUUGGGUCAGUUCUUUAGUUUUCUUUUAAAAUACAUUUUUCAGGCUUUGCCAAUUUGAGUUCACUGCUCAUUUACAUGCCUUUUACCAGCUAUACAUGUAUGAGUGACCUCUCACCCUUCUUUUAGUCUGGUGUCUUCAGCUGCCUUCUGGACAUUUGUACUCAGAUAUCCUUCCAACAUGUGAUACCUAACUUGUAUAAUCCUCCACACCCCUGGGACCAAAACAGCUCCUCCCAACUUCCUGUUGCUAUCACCUAACAGGGUUAUCAGUUUACAUUCCAGGUAGGGCAGAACUCUAGAAUUUUGGGAGAAAGUCAAAAAACAUUUCACUGAUAGAUGAAAAUGGACAAAAGAUAAACUAUUAUAAAGAUGGUUAUUUCUUACAAUAUUGUGAAGAGUAUGAAAUAAGUCUUAGCUCCCUAUUGAAGCUGACAGAGGAGUGACCAGUCCAUCAUGACAGAGUGUAGAGCGGGCCAUCUUUUCACAGGUCAUCAUUAGCAAACAUGGUCAUUAAGGGGUGAAUUUCCCUUUAGCUUUAGAAUGGUUCAGAAUAUCUUUUGCCCCUUUUUUCUUUCUUAUUUCAACAUGCUUAAAAUUGUGUUUAUCACUAAGGCCCUGAGAGAUGAGAAUAGAAAUUGUAUUUACAUCAGUGAAUAGUAGGAAAUGAUGAUGGGCUUACCAGGAGUAUUUACUUCAAUACUUCAAGCACCUGUCAUUUUGUGAAUGAAUGUUCUCCCUCCACUGAGUAUUGUUGACCUGAAAGUUUGGUUAAAGGAGGCAAACAGGCUAGGUGAUAUAUAAAAUCAUAUUGUUUAUUCCCUUAAAGCUAGCAGAUACAUGAUCAUGGAAUCAGAAGCAAACUUCUGAUUGCCUGACAGAAAUAUGACAAGGUAUAAAUAUACUUUAGAACAAUCCCAACUCCAGUUUAUGGUCUCCGUAUCAUAAGAAAGGAAGUUUCUUAUUUGAAUGAGUCAUAACUACAAUAAGACAAGACAGUUUUCAAGGUAGUGUCACUUAGAGAUUACAUCCCAAGAUGCAAAUGUCCCUAGAAUAUCAGGAUAAGAGAACUCCCACUGUUCCGGUUGAGGACGUCGGGUCACCAACAGGAAAAAUACCCCUUGUCAAUCUUAUCUGGUCUUUGAAGUUGCUGACACAGGAAAGGGCAUUUUGUUUUUUUAGAGUAGAGCAAAGCAGUUUGAUUGAUUAGUUUCAGGCUUGGGAUCUUAUUGGGGUUCGAAUAAUCUGAAAGGAUCGUCAGUAUAAACAUACCUUCCUUCAACUUAUAAGCCCUGGUGUUGAGUCUUUUCAAAUUUAACUGGACUGAAACUCAGGCAACAGAAAUAAGGCUCCUUAUUCAAAGUCUUUUAUUCUGGAACUUUGUGGUCUUGUGAAAGGCAUCUUCAAAGGCUUUGCCAGCCCCCCUGUAGAAGCUUUGGCAGGUCCUACCUGACAGGAAAUGCUCUAAGUAUAGUCCAAAUGAUGAUCAAAAAGGAUAUCUGAUUAGAAAUUCUAGAAUCUCUAAGAUAUGUAGGACCUGGAAUUAAUUUAGUUUAUUUUCUUGCCCCCAAAGGACUCAAUUUAAAAUUGAUUCAGAAAGGCAUCUCUCUGAGCAUUAAAGGUGUAUAUGGAAGACUUCUUGGAAGAUAAUAGAGUAGAAGCAAGAGUUCUUAAUCUGGGUUGAUGGGCAAAUUUCAUGGGGUUCUAUGAAUCUGGAUGAGAAAAAAAGACAUCUCUAAUUUCACUAACUUCUAAUCGAAAUUAAGCAUUUCCUUUGAUUAUUUAAAAACAUUAUUCUGAAAAGGAAUCCAUGGGCUUCCCCAUACUGCCAAAUGGGGUCCAUGACACAAAAAAGAUUCAGAACACCUAGAGAGAGAAGCCAAGGGAAUUAGCUCUGUCUUUACUUAUUCAAAAAUGCUUCCCCUAGAUCUCUCCCCUUUCCACCAAAAAGGGAAGAUAAAAAACAAUAGAAAUAAUAGAAAACAGGGGGCGGAAACCCUUGAGAGGAAGUGGAGAGUACACCUGCUGAGAUGGAGUCAUUCUGCCUUGGAGUCUCUGAGUCUGCAUUGACUCAUAGGUAUUACCUCUUUCCCCUCACCCCCAUCCCCAUCCCUCCGAGUGUUGAUUGAGGCUAUGGAAUUUUCUGAGGCUUUCUUAUCUUACCUCCAUACCAAGAGAAGGAUUAAGUUUAUGCAAAAGGAGUCCUAGAACCACCACCCACAGACUGGGUCCAGAUGGGGGGUCCUAAUUAUAACACUUGCCUAAGUAAGAGACAUCCCCUACCUUCCUCCAGCUGAUCAAAGUUUGUGGAAUUCCUGGCCUCAUACCACACCUCUAUUCUCCAAAUUAGUUAGGGAUUCCAAUCAGCCUCACCCCAUUCUUCUGUCUGCUGAACAGCCUACUUGCUUUUUUUUUUCAUUUAUCCCAUAGCAAAACAAAAAUCAGAGAAAGUAUACAUAGAAAAAUAUUAUGUGCCAGACACUAUAGAGCGGAGGAGCUUUCCCAUUGGGAAUGGGACAACUCAACUCAAUAAAAGAGCCCUAGAUCCCACUGACGGGGAAGUUCCCCAGAGUCAUCUAGUAGAGCAAGCUGGGGAUAGGAAUGAGAAAUACAGGUCAAUGCAGUCUCCUCCUCCUAUCUCUCACUUUCAGAAAAGACUCAAAUUUACGUGGGCCAUAACUCUUUUCCCAACAAGGCUUGAAACUCCAUAGCCUCAAGAAAAGUAGGGCCAAGGAUCCAGGGAUCUGGCCACUGGCCCCUCCAAGCUUCUUCCCCCACACUCCCUUUAGCAUCAUCACUCAGUUGCCUGCGUUCCCUAGGACAUACCUCCACGACACUGGCCAAGCUUCAUUGUUACUGUGCUCCAGCCUUUUGGCACAUACCCCCAACAGGUACCUUUUCUCACUCCACCCCCUUUUCUGUUCCUUUUUAAGUGUAGCCUUCCUCCAUUAGAAUGUAAGAAUGCUAAUUGGCUGCCCUCUCAUACAUACUCAAGGAGGCAAACACUUCCAGUGUCCUAGAACUAGGUUCAGGCUGCUCUGGGCCUCUCUUCUUCCCUCCCCCUUUUCUAGACUUUGGUAGCGUUGUAGGUAGUUUGACUGAGAGUCAGGAAUGUUCAAAUGUUCAAAUGUUCAAAUCCUGCUUCUGACACUUGUUAGCUGUGUACCCUUGUGACCCUGGGCAAGUCCCUUAAGCUGUUUGCCCUAGAUUCCCCAAUUGUAAAAUGAAGAUAAAUAGUUGCACCUACCUCACAGGGUUGUUGUGAGGAUCAAAUAAAAUAACAUACAUUAAGCACUUACAAACCUUU
Trichosurus vulpecula (common brushtail) is the source of this 5680-nucleotide messenger RNA. RefSeq names its product sodium/hydrogen exchanger 9B2-like. The transcript is spliced from 12 exons. Bases 376 to 2019 code for a protein of 547 amino acids. Lineage: Eukaryota; Metazoa; Chordata; Mammalia; Diprotodontia; Phalangeridae. The record is from RefSeq and is a predicted model, not a curated record. Gene Ontology annotation, molecular function: antiporter activity. Gene Ontology annotation, biological process: proton transmembrane transport. Gene Ontology annotation, cellular component: membrane.